This is a messenger RNA of Humulus lupulus (European hop), 1377 nucleotides long. Its product is annotated as zeatin O-glucosyltransferase-like. The record is from RefSeq and is a predicted model, not a curated record. NCBI's taxonomy places the organism in Eukaryota, Viridiplantae, Streptophyta, Magnoliopsida, Rosales, Cannabaceae. The transcript has 4 exons. Gene Ontology annotation, molecular function: UDP-glycosyltransferase activity. Bases 1 to 1377 code for a protein of 458 amino acids.
AUGGGUGUACGGCCAGUUGUGGUAGCAGUGGUUCCAUUCCCAGCUCAAAGCCAUCUCAACCAGCUCCUACAACUCUCCCAUGUCCUUUCUUCACAUGACAUCCCAGUCCACUACUUAGGCUCCACUCUCCACAAUUCCCAGGUCAAGUCUCGAGCCUCAAUCCCUCUUAACCACUUCCAAACUCCUCAAUUUCCUUCUCCAAAUUCAGUCUCCAAAACCAAAUUUCCCCAACAUGGACUUUCCACUCUGAAAGCCAUCAGCUGCCUCCGCCAGCCAAUAUUCUCACUUCUCUACUCGCUCUCUCACACCGCCACGCGACUCGUAGUUGUCUACGACACUUUCAUGGCUUCCCUAGUACAAGAUGUCAUUUCUCUACCAAAUGCAGAAGCUUACUGUUUCAAUUCUGCUUCUGCAUUUUCUUGCUUUGCCUUUGGUUUGAUGUCAGAUAUUACCAAGUCAGGAAGUCUUUUCAACACUUACAGAGCUAUCGAAGGCUCUUUCCUUGAUGAGAUCGAGUCAAACAAAAAGAUUUUUGGGAGAAAGAAGAUGGGUGUGUUGUACAUCUCUUUUGGAACCACAACUACUUUGUCUGAUGAAGAGAUCAAAGAGCUUGCUUGGGAAUUUAGAGAUGCAGACAAGGCAGAUGUUUUUUGCAAGGAAGAAUGGAAGAGACAUGAUCAACUUCCAAAUGGAUUUGAGGAAAGAAUAAGAAGCAUGGGAGUGGGAAUGGUCUUGAGGAAUUGGGUGCCUCAAGUGAAGAUUUUGGAACACUCAUCAACUGGUGGGUUUAUGAGUCAUUGUGGGUGGAACUCUUGCAUGGAGAGCUUAACCAUGGGAGUGCCUAUGGCAGCUUGGCCAAUGCACUCAGAUCAACCUAUGAAUGUUGUGUUAAUCACUGAGGUACUCAAAGCAGGUGUGGCUGUAAUGGAGUGGAAGCAAAGAGAUGAGUUGGUGACAUCAUCGAUGAUCGCCAUGGCUGCGAGGAAACUAAUGGCUUCGAAAGAAGGGGAAGAGAUCAGAGUGAGAGUUGAAGAGUUGAGUAAAGCAGUAGAAAGAUCUCUCAAUGAAGGAGGAGACAAUUGUUUAGAGUGGGACUCUUUUGUUGCUCAUAUCACUAGAGAGAGCACUUCAGCAAAGACUAGCAAGAAAUACAACAUUCGCUUGAAGUUGAUUAGAGCACUCGUAAAUUUCUCUAUGCCUUUGGUUUUUGGCAUGAACUUUUUCAUUGGGAAGAAAAACACAAGUGUUUGUUCUUUUCUUCUCCUUUGUCCUUUCUUUUCUUGUUUUAUUUCCAACAAAAGUCCAGUCCAAUCCAAAUUGAGUGAACCUGUCUUUUGUUGGUGGAGUUGUUUGUUUUACUUUAAGCCUUACCGGUAG